AUGGGGAAACAGAGGGCCAAUAGCAACGGGAGCAUUAGCAACGGGAAUCCUGAUCAGCAACUAGGUCUCACCAAGGCUCCUUCAUCGGCUUCCAUCAAUGGCGGGGUGACGAAGGUGAAGAGGACGAGGAGGACCGUGCCACGAGACUCCCCGCCCCAGCGUAGCUCCAUCUAUCGCGGCGUCACCAGGCAUCGAUGGACUGGUCGGUAUGAAGCUCAUUUGUGGGACAAGAACUGCUGGAACGAGACACAGAACAAGAAAGGGCGUCAAGUCUAUCUAGGUGCUUAUGAUGAUGAAGAAGCUGCUGCUCAUGCCUAUGACUUGGCUGCACUCAAGUAUUGGGGUCCAGAAACGAUCCUUAACUUUCCGUUGGCUACGUAUGAGAAGGAGAUCAAGGACAUGGAGGGGCAGUCGAGAGAAGAGUACAUUGGAUCGCUCAGAAGAAAAAGCAGCGGGUUCUCUCGUGGGGUUUCGAAGUACAGAGGGGUUGCAAGGCAUCACCAUAAUGGAAGGUGGGAAGCCAGGAUCGGCAGAGUGUUUGGCAACAAGUACCUCUACCUUGGGACCUAUGCUACUCAAGAAGAAGCUGCUACGGCAUACGAUAUGGCGGCAAUAGAGUAUAGAGGCCUCAAUGCCGUCACUAAUUUUGACCUUAGCCGUUACAUUAAAUGGCUAAAACCUAAACAAAACGGGACCGAAGGUACCGACCUCAACCAUCCUAACCCUAACCCUAGGAUGCCAACCUCACCCACCAACCCUAGCCACGAGCUCGGGCUCAACUUCUUCCAGACCACCCAACCACCGCAACCGAACUACCAACCCACACGGGCCAGUAUCGAACCAACCGCUGCUAAUGCAGCUACCACUCUGGUCCAACCUAGUAGACCGACCAACACCACGUCCGCGCUGGGGCUCCUACUCCAAUCCUCCAAGUUCAAGGAAAUGAUGGAGAUGACAUCAGCAACAGACCAUCAUCAGAAUCACUACUCCCCGACGGUUCCCACGAUGAGCCUCGAGCUCGAGGCUCCACAAUGCAGCUUCCCGGAGGACAUCCAGACUUACUUCGGGUCCCAGGACUCGAGCAGUUAUGGCGAAGAAGGCAGCCAUGACAUGAUCUUCGGUGACAUCAACUCGUUCGUCCCACCGAUGUUCCAUUGCGAUUUCAGUGCAUAA
This is a messenger RNA of Linum tenue, 1173 nucleotides long. Lineage: Eukaryota; Viridiplantae; Streptophyta; Magnoliopsida; Malpighiales; Linaceae. The record is from the annotation of a GenBank genome assembly.